AUGCUAAAGCGUAUCGCUGAUUUUGAGAAGUCCAAGGCCACCUUUGAUGAGGAGAAGGCCAAGUUUGAUGCAGACAAGAAGGCCGAGGAAUGGGGGCGUGAGGGCCUCAAAAAUAAACUUCAAGCAGCUGAACAGCAACUGGCCAAGGAGAAGGUCGAGUUCAAGCGUAUAUGUGAGAAGGAUAAUGAGCGCGCCUUCGCGGCUCGGAGCAAGAUUGUUGAUCUUGAAGCGAAAAUUGCUGAGCUGACAGUGAAGGUUGAAGAUGCGCAGGUUGAGAAAGCUGCCAAACAGCAGAUUGAGGUUGAGUUAGCUGAUACGAAGGUGCAAUUGUCCGACAAAGACAAAGAUCUCCGGGCUAAGGAUGUCGAGAUUGCUGAGCUUAAGCGUCGUCUGAAUGAGCAGAUUCAUAGGUGUGAGUCCUUGGAAAUCGACCUCGAAGCAGAAAGAGUUAAGGCUGCCACUGCUGAAGAGGCGCGUGCUGUCAGCACCGCCGCCCUUAAUGUAGCGCAAACCAACUAUUCGGAGGCCCAAGGAAUCGUUGAUACACUUGUGUCUGAGGCUGAAUAG
This is a messenger RNA of Helianthus annuus (common sunflower), 567 nucleotides long. Its product is annotated as myosin-6-like. Bases 1 to 567 code for a protein of 188 amino acids. The record is from RefSeq and is a predicted model, not a curated record. NCBI's taxonomy places the organism in Eukaryota, Viridiplantae, Streptophyta, Magnoliopsida, Asterales, Asteraceae. The transcript is spliced from 2 exons.